AUGUUAUUCAUUUAUUUAAGUAUUCUUGCAUGUGUUUUUAUUCCAAUUAUUUCUUGUCAAACAAUUUAUGAAUUAUUAGAUUCAUUUAGAUUUUUAAAUGAAGGUACAAUAUCAAGUUCGGAUAUUUAUGAAUAUCAAUAUGAAUUUACAUUCUAUACAGAACCAGAAAAUGUAACACGAGAAAAAUUUGCAUGGGUAGAAGAAGUUGUUCGACCAUAUUUAUAUCAAAAAGAUCCAAAUAAAUCUUUACAAUGUAAUUCAAAUCCAUUAUUAUCAGGUACCGAUUUACCAGGCGCGGAUUUUUUAUCAAUAAUACCAUCAUUAGCUGAUCCGUCUCAUUGCAAUACAUUAUGUUGUACGUAUAUGUCGUGCGCUGCAUGGUCAUAUGCUUCCUUAGCACCAUCAGAUUUUAAUGGUUGUAAAAAAGGACAACCAUGCUGUUAUUUAAAAACUUAUAUACCAGCAUCUGUUCCUAAUCAAAAUAUUAUAUCUGCAACGAUGAAUCGUACAUUUCCAUAUCAUCCGCCCAGUGGACUAAGGUCAGCUGUACCAUUAGGUGGUAUAACAACAGGUUCAAUUGAAUUACGUGGUGAUGGAACAUUUCAUGAAUGGACAAUUGAAAAUCAAUCACCUGCUGCUGCAGCAAAAUUUGGUGUUGUUGAUGAUGCAUUAUUAGCAAUUCGAUUAAAAAAUUUACAAACAAAUGAAAAUCAUACUCGAUUAAUACGUACACAUCCAAAUCAUAAUUUCAAAGGUAUAGACGCUAUUAGAUAUUAUGGAUCAUAUCCUGUCAGUAAAUUGGAAUUAAUUGAUUAUAAAUUAAUAGCAAAUAUGGAUUUAUAUGCUUAUUCAAUACUUAAACCAGGUGAUUUAAAUCGUUCAAUGACACCAGCUAUUAUUUAUUCAUUAAACAUCGAAAAUCCAAAUGAUUAUCCAAUUGCUAUUGAUUUUAUGUAUAAUGUACCGUUAUCAGUGCAAAUUGAUCAAACAAGACUUUCUAAAAAUAUAAUACAACAAAUAAUAAGUGAUACAUAUAUACAAUGUAUAUCAUUUUGUGAUCAAAAUAACUUAUGUGCUUCAUGGAAUUGGCAUAUUGUUAAUAAUCAAAAUACAUGUCUUGUUUAUGGUAUUGGAGGAAAACCAGGGGUUACAUCACAUUAUGGUUUUCAUAUGGUCUUAUGGCAUUUACCAUUUGCAAUUACAGGUCAAUAUACAGAUUUAUCGAAAGGUAUAUUAUUAUUUUCACCUAAAUUACGAUCACCAUUUAUUUUGCCUGUACUUAUACCAAAUAUUCUUGGGUCAAUAAGUGCAACUCCAACAUUAAAUAGCCAAUCAUCGUAUACAUUUACAUUAGCAAUUGGAAAUUUAUCUUUGAAUCUACUUGCUAUUAAUAAUGUGAAAUAUCCAGGAAGUAUUCAUCUAACAGCUGGACAAUCGGUACAAUGGAUUGGAUGA
Messenger RNA from Rotaria sp. Silwood2, 1455 nucleotides. NCBI's taxonomy places the organism in Eukaryota, Metazoa, Rotifera, Eurotatoria, Philodinida, Philodinidae. The record is from the annotation of a GenBank genome assembly.